Paramuricea clavata is the source of this 661-nucleotide messenger RNA. Lineage: Eukaryota; Metazoa; Cnidaria; Anthozoa; Malacalcyonacea; Plexauridae. The record is from the annotation of a GenBank genome assembly.
UUUUUGGAUAAACAAUACAAACAAGACAGCCAAGAAGAAGAGGAGAAAAACCGACAAAGUCGUAGUGGAGGAAGAACAAGAAAAGUUGGUGGAGCAAGUCGUUACGCAGUGGAGUGAAGCAGCAGUUGAGGAAGUGAUGGAUGGUGAGGCAACGCUUAACAUAGCAACGAUUGGUCAUGCAGCCACGAUGGAUUUUGCUGCAGCUGUUCGUGUCAAUGGUGGGGAACAGACAAGGAUUCAUCCUAUUCGCCAGGGUGAGCCGAGGCUGCGUCGUCCAAAUACGGUUGUAUUGCAUACAAACCAUUUGGAGGGUUUGUCCGUAAAGAAUGUUAUUCCAGCAAUUGUUAAUGUUGUUGGUGUGAAUGUUGUUAAAGCUGUGCAGUCAAUGCCCUAUGGUCGAUAUAGGGUCACAGUUCGUUCUAAUGAUGCUAAACUGGCUUUCUUAUCUCAGCCUUUUAACAUUAAGGGUGUGGAAAUUGAAGUACAGCCGAUUGAGAAUCCAAUUGUGGAGGUGAAAGUGUUGUAUGUUCCUAGUGAAGUGCCCAAUAAAGUCGUUGUGGAGUUUCUUGGUAAUCAUGGGAAAGUGGAGACGAUAACACGCGAAAUGAUGACGGAGCAUGGCUUCCCCACGAUUGAAACGGAACAAGAGUCGCCAAGAUGA